AUGGCGGGUAUCUUUCGGACGAUUUAUGACUGGCUCCUGAGGAUGUUUUGGGCGACGGAGAUGGAUGUCACCAUGAUCGGGCUUCAAAACGCAGGGAAAUCGUCGCUGUUGCGUGUGCUUGCGGGAGGCGAGUUUACUGUAGAUUCCAUCCCCACCAUUGGCUUCAACACAAAACGGGUUCAGAAAGGCCAUGUGACCUUGAAAUGCUGGGAUCUGGGAGGCCAACCGCGGUUCCGACCAAUGUGGGAGCGAUAUUGCCGCGGUGUAAAUGCGAUAGUGUACAUCGUUGAUGCAGCAGACCGCCCUGCACUUCCAAUCGCCACAGAUGAGCUGCACGAGUUGAUGAACAAGCCCUCUCUUGAAGGUAUUCCGCUGUUAGUCCUUGGGAACAAGUCCGACCUUCCGAAUAAGCUGUCCGUCGACGAACUGAUUGAUGCGAUGGAUCUGAAAUCCAUUACCCAUCGCGAAGUGAGCUGCUAUGGAAUUAGUGCCAAAGAAGAGACUAACCUUGAUGCUGUUUUGCACUGGUUGAUCGCCAAAGCCAGUCGAUGA
Aspergillus nomiae NRRL 13137 is the source of this 552-nucleotide messenger RNA. Its product is annotated as ADP-ribosylation factor-like protein. Gene Ontology annotation, molecular function: GTPase activity; GTP binding. Gene Ontology annotation, cellular component: lysosomal membrane. The record is from RefSeq and is a predicted model, not a curated record. The transcript has 6 exons. NCBI's taxonomy places the organism in Eukaryota, Fungi, Ascomycota, Eurotiomycetes, Eurotiales, Aspergillaceae. The coding region runs from base 1 to 552 and encodes 183 amino acids. Gene Ontology annotation, biological process: protein transport.